AUGAGCCAAAACGUCGGUAUUAUGCUGAACACAGGUACUGGCAUAUUUGGGAGUCAAGUUACCUAUCAGAUCGGCUAUUGGGCAUAUAAUAUGGUCGUCGUUGAUGUCAAUGGUGACAAUCGUCCCGAUAUAAUUGUAGCGAAUUCGGAGCAAAGCAGCAUUGGUGUGCUCCUGAACACAGGUAGUGGCACAUUUGGCAACCAAGUGACCUAUUGGGGCGGUUAUUACCCACGUGGCCUGGCCGUCGCCGAUAUCAACGGCGACAGUCGCCCAGACAUUGUUGUCACGAAUACGUAUUCGAACAACAUUAAUAUUCUUCUGAACACUGGUGGUGGCACAUUCGGUGGACCAACGACCUAUUCGGCCAACUCAUAUGUAUAUUCUGUGGAUAUCGCCGAUGUCAAUGGUGAUGGUCAUCCAGACAUUGUCGUCACAAAUGCCGCAUCCAACACCGUUGGUGUUCGUAUUAACACUGGAAGUGGCUUCUUUUCCGGUGAAGUGACCUAUUUAGUCGGUUCUUGGCCAACGGGACUAACUGUUGCCGAUGUCAAUGCGGACAAUUUUCCCGACAUAAUUGUGACGAAUACAUACAGCAACAAUGUCGGCGUUCUUCUGAAUACGGGUAGUGGCUCAUUUGGCGCUCAAGUGAUCUAUGCAGUUGGGAAUUCGCCAAAUUUUGUGACUGUCGCCGAUGUUUAUGGUGACAGUCUUCCUGACAUUAUUGUGGCAAAUACUGGGAGUAGCACUGUUGGUGUUCUUCGUAACAAAGGUAGUGGCGUAUUCGACACUCAAGUUAUCUAUCCAGUAGACAAUUCGCCAUAUUGUGUGACCGUAGCCGAUGUCAAUGGUGACGGUCGCCAAGACAUGAUUGUGGCAAAUGGUGGAAGCAACGAUGUCGGCGUCAUUCUCACCGAUUGCAUUUGCCGUCAAUGUUGGAACUAA
This is a messenger RNA of Rotaria sp. Silwood2, 942 nucleotides long. The record is from the annotation of a GenBank genome assembly. NCBI's taxonomy places the organism in Eukaryota, Metazoa, Rotifera, Eurotatoria, Philodinida, Philodinidae.